UGAAAGUGGAGAUGAGUAAAAGCAUGGCAUUUAAGUUCAAAUUAAUAUUAUCGAAAAUUGAUAUUAUCCGGAUAAAAUGAAUAUAAAAAAUUAUAUCUUUAUAAAUCAACUAGUUUUAAAAUUCGUUGGAUUUUAUCCAAUAAGUAUCACGAGAUACUUUAUAUGUAUUAGUUGCAUUAUGCUCAUUAUUAUACCACAGAUAAUGAUGAUUUAUGCUAACUGGAGUGAUCUAAAUAUAGUUAUGGAAAUAGGAUCAACUCUACUUACCAUUUUGCUCGCUAUGUUAAAAUCUAUCAUUUGGAUAUCCAACCGAGAUAAUUUGGCGAUUCUUAUCGAGUUCAUGAUAACGGAUUAUUGGAGGAUAGUUAAAGCCGAUACAUUCAAAUAUUUAGAGGAAUAUGCAACAUACGCUAAAAUGAUUACAAAGGGAUACUUUAUUUCGAUGAUCAAUGCUUUGGUAUUUUUCUUUAGUUUACCUAUUAUCGAUGUCUUAUUUCAAAAUCAGGAGUCCGAUAAUGUCACCGUAAAGAAUUUCCCAUUUGCUGCUACGUAUCCUACGACUUUUUACAAGUUCCCCUGCUAUGAGAUCGCGUAUGUAUCUCAAAUGCUGGCAACAAGCAUUUGCUGCCUGAUCAUGCUUGCAACUGAUGGUUUAAUCGCGACUGCGGUACUUCACACGUGCGGACACUUCGCGGUAGUCAGAAAGAAUAUACAGCAGCUCGAUUCAUACAUUCACGAUGUAACUAGUUCAAAAAAUGGCUCGCAACACAUAAGCGCGAAUUUAUAUGAGGUAAAAAUUCAAAUGGCACAUGUAAUUAAACAUCAUCAAACGGUACUCCGGUUUUGCGAUAAUAUGGAAAAGAAUUUUCAUCCAAUGCUCUUUUUACAAACAAUGGCCAGCAGUCUUCUUAUAUGCUUCGUCGGGUUUCAAGUAUCGAUAACGUUAACGGAACAAUCGAAAAUGAUCAAAUUCGCGUCUCAUUUGAUAGUGGCCUUUUUCCAGUUAUUACUCUUCUGUUUCCCCGGUGAUAUAUUGAUUCGAGAGAGUUUCAGUAUAAGUACAGCUGCAUAUUCUACAGAUUGGUGGCAAUUACCAAAUUUCGUCGAGCACGAGAUACGCAUGAUCAUCUUACGUUCUCAGAAGCCAAGUUUUGUCACUGCAGGAAAAAUAUAUGUGAUGCAUUUGGAAAAUUUCACGGCGAUACUCAGCACAGCGUUUUCAUACUUCGCGAUGCUUCGAAGCUUCGAAUCAGAAGCUUGAUUGGACCCUCAUAGUGAUUUCACAGGCUCGCCUAAAUGGACCCUCGAUCUUUAACGGCCCCAUGGCAUCAACCAUAUUGUGCGUUAAACGAAACGGCACACGUUCCGGCCACUCGAACAACUCUCCCUGAUAGUAAAGAAAAUAUCUUCG
Messenger RNA from Ceratina calcarata, 1411 nucleotides. RefSeq names its product odorant receptor 13a-like. Gene Ontology annotation, cellular component: plasma membrane. Gene Ontology annotation, molecular function: olfactory receptor activity; odorant binding. Gene Ontology annotation, biological process: detection of chemical stimulus involved in sensory perception of smell; sensory perception of smell. The record is from RefSeq and is a predicted model, not a curated record. The transcript is spliced from 9 exons. NCBI's taxonomy places the organism in Eukaryota, Metazoa, Arthropoda, Insecta, Hymenoptera, Apidae. The coding region runs from base 77 to 1261 and encodes 394 amino acids.